CCGGGCGGUGUUGGUGUGUGGGGAGGUGGGAGCGCCGUGAGGUGAGGGUGGUGGUGCCAGAGCGGUCUCACCGCGCCCUGUGGAGGCCGCAGGUUCCCGGCCAUGGGGCUGCUGACCGAGCUGGCCCGCGGGCUGGUGCGGGGCGCCGACCGCAUGUCCCCCUUCACCAGCAAGCGCGGCCCGCGCAGCUACAACAAGGGCCGGGGCGCCAGGAGGCCGGGUGUGCUCACCUCCAGCAGAAAGUUCAUCCGCGUCGAGGAGAUGGUGCCCCAGUUCAUCGUCCCCGACCUGGAAGGUUUCAAGCUCAAGCCCUACGUCUCGUACCGCGCCCCCCCGGGCUCUGAGCCACCCAUGACGGCCAAGCAGCUCUUCACUGAGGUGGUGGCUCCCCGCAUUGAGAAGGAUGUGAAGGAAGGUGCUUUUGACCCCAACAACCUGGAGAAGUAUGGCUUCGAGCCGACGCAGGAGGGCAAGCUCUUCCAGCUCUUCCCCAAGAACUAUGUGCGGUAGGGAGCAAGCAGCAGGGCUCCCGGGGUGAAGAGCAUCAUCGUCCUGUGAGACACAACCCACACCAGCAAACAUGGGACAGCUUCUGUCACUGGCUAUUAAAAGCAAAUCCUUCCAUGUA
Molecule: messenger RNA, 628 nt
Organism: Chroicocephalus ridibundus (black-headed gull)
Lineage: Eukaryota; Metazoa; Chordata; Aves; Charadriiformes; Laridae
Gene: MRPL41
Product: mitochondrial ribosomal protein L41
Exons: 1
Coding region: 103-510 (135 amino acids)
Biological process (GO): translation
Cellular component (GO): mitochondrial large ribosomal subunit
Molecular function (GO): structural constituent of ribosome
Source: RefSeq, a predicted model, not a curated record